CGCCGCACUUCUGAGUCAGCGAGUCUGGGUGGGCGCGCGGGGUCUGCUAGGGGAGACCCCCGCCCCGUCGUAAUGAUGCAGGCGAUGAGGGCGGCACCCUGAGGCAGCCGGAAACCGGUUGACUUCACAAACGGCCUCCUGCGGCUCACCGUCGGCUGCCGCCAACGCUCGGCCUGCUGGCGGGCCCAUCUCUGCCGCCGUCCGCUUGCCGGGACGGUGGCUCCCGGCGCAUUUUCAGUCGGAAGCGGAGCCGGGAGCCAAAGCACUAAAGCCAACAACAAUAAUCCGCUCCCUCCCGCGCCAGCAGGAACACGUAACGCGGCCGUCUAUUGGCUCAGCUCCGCACGGCUUGUCUGACACAUCCAAAAGCUUCGAGGAUUGGCUGCCGCGACGGGCGCCGCGGCUAGUUGGCGGAUAGGGAACCGCGUAGGAAGGGGCGUGCCCCGCCUGGGCCCCGCCUCCCCAAGCUGCCGCCGCUGCUCUCCAUCCGGUUCGGUCGGUCGGGCGCCCGGAGGUCUCUCGGGGGCGUCUCUGAUUUCACUUCCACCGGGGGCGCCAGAGCGCAGCCGAUCCCGGAUCCUGCGGCCGCUACUGUGAGCUUGGAGUGCCGUGCAGACAUCUGGAGGCCAUGUCUAAGGAUGCGACCAGAACCCUGGGGAAAGGAAGCUGCCCUCCAGGGCCGGUCCCUGAGGGCCUGAUCCGCAUCUACAGCAUGAGGUUCUGCCCCUACUCGCAUAGAACACGCCUCGUCCUCAAGGCCAAAGGCAUAAGACACGAAGUUAUCAACAUUAACCUGAAAAACAAGCCUGAAUGGUACUACACAAAGCAUCCUUACGGCCAAAUUCCAGUCUUGGAGAACAGCCAGUGUCAACUGAUCUAUGAAUCGGUCAUCGCCUGUGAGUACCUGGACGACGCGUAUCCGGGAAGGAAGCUGUUUCCGUACGACCCUUACGAACGAGCUCGACAAAAGAUGUUGCUGGAGCUGUUCUGUAAGGUCCCACAUCUAACUAAGGAGUGUCUGGUGGCCUUGAGAUGUGGGAGGGAAUGCAGCGAUCUGAAGACAGCCCUGCGUCAGGAAUUCUGCAACUUGGAAGAGAUUCUUGACUACCAGAACACCACCUUCUUCGGGGGCGACUGUAUAUCCAUGAUCGACUACCUGCUCUGGCCCUGGUUUGAGCGGCUGGAUGUGUAUGGGAUAGCAGACUGUGUGAACCACACCCCGACACUGCGGCUCUGGAUUGCAGCCAUGAAGCAAGACCCCACCGUCUGUGCCCUCCUCAUAGACAAGAACAUUUUCCUGGGCUUCUUGAACCUGUAUUUCCAGAACAACCCUAAUGCCUUUGACUUUGGGCUAGUCUGCUGAGCUUCGCCAUGCUCCCUUGGCCAUCCACUCCAGGGAUCGUCUCAGAUUCCGCUCCAGGGAUUGUCUUCAGGGGUCAGUCCAUCUCUGUUCCUUCUCUUCAGGGUUCCCAAUAAAAACAGAAACAGGAAAAGCAUUAA
Molecule: messenger RNA, 1500 nt
Organism: Oryctolagus cuniculus (rabbit)
Lineage: Eukaryota; Metazoa; Chordata; Mammalia; Lagomorpha; Leporidae
Product: glutathione S-transferase omega-2
Biological process (GO): glutathione metabolic process; L-ascorbic acid metabolic process
Cellular component (GO): cytoplasm
Molecular function (GO): glutathione transferase activity; glutathione dehydrogenase (ascorbate) activity
Source: RefSeq, a predicted model, not a curated record